AUGUCUGAACUGGUUUUGGUAAUUCGAUUCAGGUUAGAGGAUCUAAUAAUUAAGGUUGAUUUCUUCAGAGCAGCUUUAGAUGGUGGUUGUGUCGCCUCCCUUGGAAGAAUAUGUGGAUGCUUCAAUCCUUCAAAUACAACACAUUCGAUAGAAUGCUGUGGGGACGAAAUAAUGCAAUUAGAAUUGACUGGAGAAACUAUAAUCUACCAGCGUACAGAUUCAACCUGUAAGCCUUCAAGUGUAACGGUUCCAUGUGUAACCAGUGAAAACAGGUAUCGUUUAGACCAUGAAGACAAAGUAAACAUCUAUAACAACUGUAGUGGACAGAAACGAUGUGAUGUACAUUUACAGACGUUUUCAGAUAUAAAGAUACAGAUUACAGUGACUUGUGAACCAGCUAAUAGACUCUUUUCUAAGAUAGAAACUUACCCUUUACGUUUUACAAAUAAAGUUGCAAUAUUUUACAUCAAUGGCAAGGAUUACAUUGGAAAAGAAAUUACCAAAUAUUGUACUGCCUGGUCUACCAAUGAUGAAAUAUACCUGGAGGUGUUAUACAUAAAUCUUGGUCCUAGAUCUUGUGAAAAAGUAAAGUUGUCAAAUCUUAAAUUGGUCUGUACAGACUCUGGAGUGACAAUGUUUUAUACAGCAAUUGGACUUACUGCCAAUAGGUCGAACAUAGAUGUAGUUUGCCAUGGUAGCAAGAAAGAUGUGACAGAGAGACCGAGUCCUAGUCCUAGUCCUAGUCCUAGUUCUAGUCCUGAAGGGACUUGCAAAGAUGAAGAUGAAACCAACCCCUACAUCAUGUUUGGUAGUAUUUUAGCUGCUGUGAUUGUCAUUAAUAUUGUCUGUAUUGGAGUCUACUGUUACAUCAGAUAUCGUAAAACACCGAAUGAAAUAACUACCAACGUGGCAUAUUCGAACCGGGAGGACUCCAACUAUGAUUAUUCACACAACAAUUACCUUCAUGUAACCGAUAAUCAUGUAAUCGAUUACGAACAACUUCCGGCUUAA
This is a messenger RNA of Lottia gigantea (owl limpet), 1011 nucleotides long. RefSeq lists its product as hypothetical. The record is from RefSeq and is a predicted model, not a curated record. Lineage: Eukaryota; Metazoa; Mollusca; Gastropoda; Lottiidae. Bases 1 to 1011 code for a protein of 336 amino acids. The transcript has 6 exons.